This is a messenger RNA of Mustela erminea (ermine), 822 nucleotides long. RefSeq names its product UL16-binding protein 3-like. Gene Ontology annotation, cellular component: external side of plasma membrane. The record is from RefSeq and is a predicted model, not a curated record. Lineage: Eukaryota; Metazoa; Chordata; Mammalia; Carnivora; Mustelidae. Gene Ontology annotation, biological process: antigen processing and presentation of endogenous peptide antigen via MHC class Ib; positive regulation of T cell mediated cytotoxicity; antigen processing and presentation of endogenous peptide antigen via MHC class I via ER pathway, TAP-independent.
AUGAAUCAUUGUGGAAAAAGAUCUUACAGCAAAGAACUGCAACUGCGAUGGCUUCCUGGGGUGACUGGCGACUGGGGUUUCCACCAUUUGUCUUGGACUCCUGCUCCGGUUUUUCCUGCGGUCUGUCCUACAGCAUGCUGCAGCCGUGAGUUCAGAGAUGCUCUCUCGCUUUCCUACAAUUUCUCCAUCACAUCUAAGCCUAGGCCUGGACAACCGAGAUUUCACAUUCAAGGUCAGGUCAAUGGAAACGAGUUUUCUUCUUACUUGCAUGGGAGCGAGCGAGUCAAACCCACUGGUCCUUGGGGGAUGAAGCUGAAGGACACAGCAUUCUGGGACACACAGAUGGAACCUCUGGAAACUGGGGAAGAGCUCAGAAAGAAACUGCUGGACAUCAAAGCAGAGAUUUUCACUGAGAGCGCAGAUUGUCUCACCAUGCAGGGCAGGCUCAUGUGUGUGCGUGGGGCCGAUGGACACACCAGAGGAUCCUGGCAGUUUGCCUUCAAUGGACAGUUAACCUACCUCUUUGACUCAGAAAACAGAAAGUGGACAGUGGUUCCUCCUGGAGGCCAACAGUUCAGAGUCAUGUUGGACAAUGACAAAGAGCUGACCAAGCUCCUUGUGCAGACCGCAAACGGAGACUGUAAGAGCUGGCUCCAGCACGUGUGGGAGCACUGGGAUGAGGUGCAGGAGACCACAGUACCACCAGCCAUGCAACAAGGUACAGACCCUGGCAAGGCCACGGCCAUCGGACCCUGCACCUGGAUCUUUCCCCUGUUCCUCAGCUGUGCGGUCAUAAUGGGCGUCCUUGUCGGAGACCAUUAG